Lentinula edodes (shiitake mushroom) is the source of this 573-nucleotide messenger RNA. RefSeq lists its product as uncharacterized. NCBI's taxonomy places the organism in Eukaryota, Fungi, Basidiomycota, Agaricomycetes, Agaricales, Omphalotaceae. Bases 1 to 573 code for a protein of 190 amino acids. The record is from RefSeq and is a predicted model, not a curated record. The transcript has 3 exons.
AUGUCUACCAACCCUUUCUUCUCUGCAUGGGCUUACGGCGGUGACGCACGCUCGUCUCUCUAUGGCGCGCUUCCUGCCCCUGACUCCACCACAUCCGACUUCCAAAUGCUAUAUUUCACAUCAAUGAACCCCAACAUCCUGAGUUGUACUCUCACGAAAGCAGACGGCCAACCGCAAUACUACAUCACGACCGACUCAUGGAUACCAGGCUACACUAACUUUAGGACUGUCGGAGGACAAAGCGUCGUCCUCAUUGAAUGGAAUAGCCGUGGUGCGGAGGUUGAGAUUCGCGGAACCUUGAAGAAACAAUACGCUUCCGAUUUUCUUCAGCUCUCUCGCGAUAGAAGAUUCAGGAUCAUGACUUUUGGUGGGGAGCAAUAUGCCUGGGUCGCUCGCGACAAUACGAUCUGCAUGUAUAAAGUGAACAGCUCCUCUGCUGACUGUUUGGCGAGGCUAUGCAAGGAACAAGGAAUCAUCAGGCUAGAGAUGUCGCCAAUUGCCAUCCGGAAUGGUCUUUUGUCCCCAACCGUGUUGGCGGCGGUUUUGCUCCAAGGCGGCCGUCGUAUCGACUGA